Symsagittifera roscoffensis is the source of this 1014-nucleotide messenger RNA. RefSeq names its product ribosome production factor 2 homolog. NCBI's taxonomy places the organism in Eukaryota, Metazoa, Xenacoelomorpha, Acoela, Convolutidae. Gene Ontology annotation, molecular function: rRNA binding. The coding region runs from base 5 to 958 and encodes 317 amino acids. The transcript has a single exon. Gene Ontology annotation, biological process: maturation of LSU-rRNA from tricistronic rRNA transcript (SSU-rRNA, 5.8S rRNA, LSU-rRNA); ribosomal large subunit assembly. The record is from RefSeq and is a predicted model, not a curated record. Gene Ontology annotation, cellular component: nucleolus.
UCAAAUGGCUCCUUUGCGUCGCAUAGAAAAACCGAAAAGCCACAAGGGACGAAAGUUCCUACUGAAUCGUGAACCGAAAAUAGUUGAAAACGAGAAGUUUUCUUUGUUCUUCCGGUGUGCGUCUACGUGUACAAAAAGCUCCGAGCUGUUAGCGGAUUUGCACCACCUGAAAAAACCGCAUGCAGUAUUUUACGGUAAAAUGAAGCAGGAAUUGUUGCCUUUUGAAGACCCAACUCCAGUUGAAAAGUUUUGUCGCAAAAAUGACGCAUCUUUAUUUUCACUUUCCAGGCAUUCGAAAAAGAAACCAAACGCGUUGAUUUGUGGUCGACUUUACAACGGGAAUAUUUUGGAUAUGUUUGAGUUUUUAGUUGAAGACCUCAAACCAGUUUCAAAUUUUCUCGGAAAUUUACCCGAGGGAAGAGGAAACAAACCGCUGCUUGUUUUCGCCGGAGAUGAUUUCGAAAAAUCAAAGCUGACUUCUCGAAUCAGAAGUUUUUUCGUCGAUUAUUUCCGAGGAAUUGUAACUGAUAAGUUUUCAUUGCAGGGAGUGAAAAGUGUAAUUUCUUUCUUCUUAAUUGGUGAUUCGAUUCAAAUGAUGCCAUAUGCAAUCAAGUUGGCGAAAAGCGGCGUAGCAAAAGACAGCGCACCACGCGUAGAUUUGGUCGAAAUAGGACCUCAAGUGACCUUGAAAGUUGCAAGGUCACAACUUGCUACAGAUGACCUCUAUCAAGAGAGUCUGAGGAAGCCUAAAGAGUUGAUGCCCUCGAAACGCAAGAAUAUAUCGAUGGACGAGUUCAACUCUCAGAUGGGCAGGGUUCACAUGGAGAAACAAGAUUUCAGUCAACUGCAGUUGAGAAAGGUGAAGAGGUAUAGACAUCUGGAAGAGUCAAAUGCCGGGUUGCCAGCUGAAAUCAGAGAAAAACUGGAUAUGAAAACUGAAAAUAUUGACCAUGAGUAAAAUUGUAUAAUCUGUCGCCGAAAAAAUUGUCAAAUGGAAUUGAGUGUCGUUUUUAA